This is a messenger RNA of Aedes aegypti (yellow fever mosquito), 1385 nucleotides long. Its product is annotated as E3 ubiquitin-protein ligase TRIM33. Lineage: Eukaryota; Metazoa; Arthropoda; Insecta; Diptera; Culicidae. The record is from RefSeq and is a predicted model, not a curated record. The transcript has 3 exons. The coding region runs from base 324 to 731 and encodes 135 amino acids.
AACAGAGCGCAAAGGAGCGCAAGCAGGAGCAGCGGGUUUUCGCUUUUGCUGUCAAAACAAAGGAGGGAGAAAAGCAGCCAACAAUCUGCAAAAAGUGGCAGCCAGCAGUUUUCCAAGGCAGUGCGAGUGUGGAAAGGGCUUUUAUUUUCAUCCAAAAAUAUUUUUUCCGCUGUUUUCCUUCGGAACAAAAGGUGGCAUUUUCUCUCCGUUCCGAUUUGACCCGAAUUUCCAGUGGAAAAGCGUACGGCAAAAGGCGACCCGAAUCGAAGGAUCGAAUUUCCUGGUUUUCUUGCAUUUUGUUCGUGCUCUCCGAGAAGGAAAAUAUGGAACGAGGCAUUGGCCGACAGGGACCGAUGAUGUCCUCUCCGGGAAUGUCCCGACGGCCUGGUGGUGGAAUGCCACCUCGGGAUAGCUAUCAAUCACAUUCAUCAUACCAUCAGCAGCAGCAGUCCAGUCCACAUCAACAUCACCAGCAAUCGCAACAACAUCAGCAGCAGCAACAACAGCAUUCGCCAGCAAGUCAAUUCCAGCAUUCGCAGCAUGAUGAGCUGAUACGAUACAUUCAUGAGGCAUGGAAUACGAUCACGCAAGACAAAAGCCAAAAUCCCCCAGUAUUCUUCAAGAGUGUACCUGAGCCACGGCUCGCAGGUUUCACCCCGUUCGAUUUGGAAGCAUACUGGGGUCGGCGGUUAGUACACAAGAUCAACAUUUCGGCCCAUGGUCAUCAGUAGUUUCGGACCGGGCAAACACGAUGGAUUGGAGGAGUUGAAGAAAAAAGGGAAAACAGCAGAGAAACCGAUAAUUCGCAACUGUUAAGAAAUAGACAUCUGAAAACCAACUGCGGAAGAGGAUUAAGAAACUGAAACAGCUGGACGCGGAGAUAGGAUCUAAAGAAUCGGCAGAACACACAUACACGACCACACACAAACACACGACCAUGCAUAUGGUUCCAUUCAAUAGAUUACACAAACACAAUUAUAUUUUCGAUUUUAUAUUUUAUUUUUUGGAAUAUUAGACGCAUUGGCAGAAGUAAUUUCGAUAAUUCAGAAUCAAAAUAUUUCUAAUUAUUAGAAAGACAGGUAAAACUCAGAUGAUUUUCAGUAGAACAACACAAAGCAACAAAAAACUAAUAUAACGAUCAUUUAGCGUAAAAUAUGAUUUUUGUCUUACAAAAGACAACUAUUGUAAAUUGAAGCAAAAAAAAGUAAUUGUGAAUAUCCAAAUCCUACAAAUUCUGCGAAAUGUAAACAAUAAACAAUGUGUUUCCACUUUUUAAUCUGUUCUGUUUUUCGUUUCCUCUUUUUUUGUUCUUAAAUACACACAUCUCUGUAAAAAAACUGUGGAUGAAUUGAAAAUGUAAUAAACGAGUAAGAGGGUAAAAAUUA